Penaeus monodon (black tiger shrimp) is the source of this 3369-nucleotide messenger RNA. RefSeq lists its product as uncharacterized. Gene Ontology annotation, cellular component: cytoplasm. Gene Ontology annotation, biological process: DNA catabolic process. The transcript has 6 exons. Gene Ontology annotation, molecular function: nucleic acid binding; 3'-5'-DNA exonuclease activity. Bases 251 to 1417 code for a protein of 388 amino acids. NCBI's taxonomy places the organism in Eukaryota, Metazoa, Arthropoda, Malacostraca, Decapoda, Penaeidae. The record is from RefSeq and is a predicted model, not a curated record.
GUACGUUCGUUACAUUCCGUGCUCUUUGUAAAAUAUUUAAAGAAUUGUUAUUCAUUGAGCAAUACCUGCCACGUAUCUUUAUUUCACACACUAAUCUCUGAGGAAUUCCUCCGAUGUGGCAACACUGGACCGAGCAAAAGGAGAAAAGCAAAACUCAUCCAAAAGACGAAAUUGGGCAAUGCAAGAGUAUAAACAGAAAGAGAAGCCAACGGAAACAAGAGGCAGUGGAACUUGAUCGAAAUAAAUAUAUAUGGAAAACGAAAUGAAUAGAGGAAGAGGACGAGGGGGAGGACGAGGACGAGGGAGAGGAAGAGGAGAAGAAGCAGCAAGCGGAGGAGAAAAAGAAAGGGGAAGAAGAGAAGGAAGAGGAAGAGGAGCAGGACGAGGAGAAGAAGAAAGAGAAUUGGAAGCAAGCGGAGGAAGAGAAGAAACUAGAGGAAGAGGGAGAGGGAGAAGAAUGACAGAAGAAAGAAGAGGAGGAGAAGAAAGGCUAAGGAGAGCAGUUAACCAGCCCGGGAACAUUGCUGGCGUGUUCAUCCCUGAGCCGGUUCUAGCGCCCGUUCCGAAGCCGGUUCGACUGGGAUCCGAACCGCUCGUUUUCUUUGACAUCGAGACCACGGGGUUCGGGGCGCAGUCGCAUAUCAUCCAGAUCGCCGGCGUGAGGGGCGACAGCUCUUACAGCGCCUACGUCAUACCGGAUAUCCCCAUCGGCGUAAGGGCCACGGCGGUGACAGGCAUCUCGCUAAACAAAGGCCUCUUAUGGCACCAUGGACGCGUCGUUGAGGCUCAGUCGAUAAGGAAUGCACUGAAGGGCUUCUUCGAGUUCUUGGGCCCUGGCCGAGUCCUGCUGGUCGGCCACAACGCAAAGACGUUCGACAGUCGCGUACUGAUCACGACAGCCACCAACACGGGUAUGAUCAACGUUCUGAAAAUGCGAACUCUUGGAUUCCUCGACACGCUGCCACUUUUUCGCAAGCUGUACCCACGCAGGAAGACACAUACACUGGGAGAUCUCCACAAGAGUCUCAUCGGCGAGAAGUUCGCGGCCCACAAUGCCUCGGCAGACACACGUGCACUCCAGAGGCUAGUGGAGAAGGUGAGCCCGGACCUGAAGACCAUGGAGGCCUACACGUUCGAUGUCGAGUACGUGGAGGCGGCGUUGGCUUACUUGUACAUGAAAAAGGAAAGUAUGGAGACUCUUUACCCUCUUGAGAAUGUAAACGUGAAAGUGUCCAUGUUAGAGAAGAUCGCUGCAAGCGGCCUCAAGAUGGAGCAUCUUCAAGCAGCCUACAAAAGCGACCGAGAGAACGGGAUUCGAGAACUCUUUGCGCAGCAAUUGCCCGACGGGAAGGCCAGGGUUACAAGGGUAAAACGAAUUGUUGAUAAUGUCAUUUCGUUCUUCGAAAAUGCCGCCUAAUUCUGCGUUUACUCUGUUUGUCCAGAGCAAACGAAUCUGAAAAACCGGUUGGAGCCUCGUCUAUGUCCAGACAAGUCAACUCGGACUUUUAAAGAAGCUUUUGGGUUUUACCUGAAUAAUAAUAAGAGCAUAAAUUUUUAAGAUGUUUAUGAUACUAGGCUAGAAAUAAUUAUUAUGCAUUUGUGUCAUUGGUUGAUGUACAUCCAUCAACAUGAACCCGAACCCAAUGCACAAGAACCAUUUUGCAUUUGAUUUCUUCAGUAUUUAAUUAUAUAUCAGCUCACAGUUGUUUAAUGUUGGGAAGUCUAUCCAUGCUCAAUAUCAGUCAUUAAUAAAACAAGGCCUUCAGGAGUAUUAUGGACUAUUUCCUGAAAGCUCUCUGCACCAUUUUUUUUCUUUUUUUUCUGGUCACAUGUGUGACCAGGAAAAGCACCGCAGAGCAGGUAGGACGACCCCACCCCACCAGUUCUUAUUGGAAAAAGUGGAAUGGAAUUCAUACUUUUAAAAUAACCAAGGGAGAAAGCAAGAUUUGCUGAGUUUGAGAGACCAUAUGCUGUUCAAAAUUCUACAUUGAAAUAAUAGUAUGUAGAGUUAUAACAUCAGAUAUGUAAUAAAGGCUUGUUGAUAAUCUUAAAAGGUUUAUCGUCUGUGACAUAUUUGUAGGAUACAAUGACAUUAAAGAUUUAGGAAUUAAGACUAAAAUUCUUUGAGGAUAGAAUUGUGAUUUAAGGAAAAAGUAAUUUUCUGAAACCAAACAAGAAACCACAUUAUUAGACCGGUCGAUGUGGGACAGUGUGACCCAGAGAACCCCGUGCAAGGUCGUUAACUUCUAGCCAAUCAAGGUAGAUCAUCUUUUUUAUAUAAUUUACACAAAGACUCGCUCCCCAUCCUCCCCCCAGUAUGUAUUAAGCAGAAAGCUAAAAAAAUUAACAUUGGUCUCAGGAUCUCCAAGGUCUUACGCACUGGUUCAUUCUUAACCGGAGGUGCGAGGUUAGGGCGUUAUUCACAAAAAGUCUUAGACCCCGCAAUUUGUCUAAGACAAAAAAAAAAAAGUCCACGACUUGCCCCGUGAAACAUCUCAAAGUUAAUGCUGGUAAUAAAAUAAACAUUUACUUCGUUAUUGAGUCGUGAAGAUGACUGAUUGCAGUAGCAUGGUUAAACUACAUGCUGUAAUAAAUCUUACUAUUAUUAAGACAAUAUUAUUACACAUUUUACAAGUUCAACACAAAUUUAGGCAACAAUAGGUUUCAUGUCACUGCAGCAGCUGUGAAGCUGCAUGGCACCGUUUGUAUUUUCAAAUAGAAAAUUGAUGUAAAUGUGUAGAAAACGGAUCAAUUAAUGGUUAACAGUAAAUCAAAAUGGUUCUCCAAAGUCUAUGUCAUUACUGAUGUGUGAUUAUCUUCAUAUGUCUUUGACUCCGCAAAUUUGUCAUGAAAAUGUCUUGGGCAGUUUUGUCUGAGACUCGGCCGAAGUCGUAGGUGUGGAAGUGUCCGACACGCGUAAGGACUGCUUUUAAAACAACAAUGCAAUUUUACACAAAUUUGAAGAUAAUUCUGCAUCGAAUAUGAUAGAAAAAUCUUAGAAGACCCUUUUGAUUUACUGUCAAACGUUAAUUUAGUCGUUUCUUAUAUUUUACUGAUAUUUUCUAUGCACGUCCGCAAGGACAGUCUUUAAUUUUGUCCUAACGUUUAUGGACUCAUAAAUUUGCCCUUAUGCAAAUAGCGGCGGCCGGCUUUACAACUGAUGCAAUGACAAUAAGUGUAGGGAUGCCACAUCACACUUAGAUAUACUUACUGUGUAGUAUUACUGCUAUGAUAUAAGCAAGAUGUAUUGCCAUAUUAACCUUACGGUGUUGUUACAAUAGAUUAUCAAAAUAGAGUUUAUUACAAUGUGUUCUAGUAUAAACAAUCAAAAAGUGCAGCCUUGUCAAUAAAGACUGAGAAAAAAGCGUG